Molecule: messenger RNA, 7895 nt
Organism: Hylaeus anthracinus
Lineage: Eukaryota; Metazoa; Arthropoda; Insecta; Hymenoptera; Colletidae
Product: general transcription factor 3C polypeptide 1
Exons: 12
Coding region: 150-7688 (2512 amino acids)
Biological process (GO): transcription initiation at RNA polymerase III promoter; 5S class rRNA transcription by RNA polymerase III
Cellular component (GO): transcription factor TFIIIC complex
Molecular function (GO): DNA binding
Source: RefSeq, a predicted model, not a curated record
CAUCACACACAACCGAGUGGCAGGAGUCGUUGAUGUGAUUGAUUUGAAUUAUAAAAGCACAUUUUAAUCCCUUAUCUUGACAAUUGUAAAAACAAUGAAAAUAUGAAAGAUUGUUAAUAUUCUGCAGUGUAUUUGAGGUAUCAUUAAAUAUGGUGUCAUAUCCAUCAAUGAAUUUGGUAGAUUUAAUCAUUGAUGAGGUUGCAUUGGAAGGUUUGGAUGGUAUCACUAUAGAAGCACUAUGGUCACGUUUAGCACAACGACUUCACAAUCCCUUGCCAUUUUCAAAACCAUUCAUGGUUCAAAUAUGGUCGAUAUGUGUGCAAAUCAGAGAAUUUGGAUUUCAUGAGCUAGAAACUCCAAGAGAACCACUCGUAAUUUAUGAUCGUUACGAAUUUGUAGAUCCUGAUUUAGGUGUAAUAUUAGAACCAGAUGAUGUACCACCAGACAUUUACCCACAUUAUCCUAUAUACGAUACUACCAAGGGAAUCAAAGGAUCUUGUUCAACAUAUUAUACUCGUCAAGAGAUUACAGAAACUGCAAGGAACCUUAGUUUAGACGAGGUUACAGAAAAAUAUGGACAAAAACUAGUUAUCGUUGCAUCACAAUCAGCACGAAACCAUGCAUUAACCAGAAACGAAGUACUACCAACACUUGAAUUAAAUGCGAUACAAUAUUGUUUUUUAGAAAGAGUAGGUAGAUCACGUUAUCAUGGUGAAGUUACUCAAGGAAAACUUAGUCUUAAUGCGUUAAAAGAAGAUCCUAAGAGUUUGUUUUAUCAUCGAAAGUUAUUGCUACGGCAUAGGUUAAUAACGAAACAAGUGCAUCAUCAAAAAAGUGGUUGUCAUAGUUGCACCGGAAGCCUGUUACAUCUUCCAAGGUUCUUUGUCGAGAGGAAACCAAAAGUAAUUUUCUUAGCCGAAGAGAUUAUCAAAAUACUUAAAUCGAAACCUAAUUACAUUGCAGAAUAUGAUGAAAUAAAACGCAAGUUGCAGCUUGAGAAUGCAAUAAGGAAAUUAUUUAAAACUUCGUUCUUCCAAAAAGUUGUGAAAACAGAUAUAAUGGUGCCAUAUAGAACUUUGUACCCGAAUGCUAAACCUAUAGAAUGGCAACGAAAGUAUACUCCGGCAAAGGAAAAGAAAAUUAAAGUAGUGCAAUUGUUACAUCCCACUAUCGAUGUUAUGGAAGCAUGGACUAAAGAUGAUAUACAGGAAGAGGAUGAAUCACAUGAGUUAAAUAUUUCAAGUCAUAAAUACAAUGUGCCCUAUUUAAAGCAAGCGAAUAGAAUAAUUGAAGAAAGUGGAAGCGAAGGUUUAUGCCAAGGAAGUUUGGGUAAAAAUAUGGGGCUGACCAAACUACAUUCCAGGACAAUUUUGCGAAACCUAGUUAAAAGGGACAUUGUUGCUACUUACAUGAACGAUAUAGGCAGACAAAGGCUUACAAAAUAUGUAUCAAAAAAAUUUGAGAAAGGUAGUAAAUUAAGUAAACAGUUAAAGAAGGAAAUGUAUAAAAUCAAAGAGCUUACGAAGCAUAUUGUAACUGAAAGUGAUAAACCUGAGAAAAGUAUAACUGCGAUAGAGGAAAAGGAGAAUACUGUUAUUAGUAAUCAGAAAAGAAAUGUAGAAGAAGUAACUAAAAUCGAUACAACUAGCAAAGACAAUGAAAACAAUGAUGCCAAUGUAAAAGAGAAACCAAGUUCAUCCAUGACAGACAUAGAAAAAACAUUUUAUGUUGUCAAUCGGAUAUUAUAUAAAUAUCGUUUAACAAAACGUCGAAAUAAAUAUAAACGAACGUUUUCGAAUAUUCAAUCAAGUAAAAUUAAUAAAGCACUGGUGAAAGAUGAAAGUAUAAAUUCUAGUAAUGUAUUGUCAGAGUUGUCGAGGAAGGAAAAAUCAGCAGUUGCGUAUAAAAACAUAAAAGUCGAGUACAAAGUUUUAACGCCAGUAAAUACAUUAAAAUCAGAUAAUAAAAUAUUUGGAUUAAUGGAAGACGUACAAAACAGCGAAAAGAACAAUAUGUCGAAUAUUACAUACAGACUGUUACGAAGAGCUAAUAUGAUUAUAGAAUCGGUUAAAGAACAUCAAGUUAUUGAUGACAUGACAAAAUUGAUGAAGAUGAUAUGCGAAGAAGAAGACAAGGAAGGAUAUGACGUAAAAAUAGAUAGAAAGUCAUUGAUAAGGUUGUUAGGAAAACUUGACAAUGUUGUGAAAAGUAUUAGAAUAACACUCAGUUUAAAUGGAAAAGAGAAACGUAUGACGUUUAUAUGUAACCCAAAUUUGGAUAUCAGCAGUCCUGUUAUUCAGUCCGCUGUAGAGCAAGCGAAAUUAAAAUUUUAUUUCGUACUAUCAUCUCAGAGGACCAAAUCAUUUGCGAAAAGAUGUUCAGGGAAGUCAGAGUCUAGUAAAAAUAGUAAUACUGAUGAUACUGCAAAUAAAUCCGAAGAUAAGUCUUCAUCUGGAUUUAAAAUGUUAUCGAAAGUUUCUAAAUGUGGACCCAGAGGUUCGAAAAAGUAUGGAUACAGUCCAAAAUUCAUACGCAUGAAAGCGUUACAUAUUCUUUUGUUCUAUUUAAUUUAUGAACAUCCCGGUGAACAAACCCUUUCAAAGAAAGAACAAAUAAAAGCUUUGCUGGAUAAUGGUUUCAAUGUUCCUAAUGAAUUGAUAAGCGAAUUCAGUACAAUUUACUCUUCGGAGAUAAGUUGGAAAAUGUUUAUUCCACCUUUGCCGAAGAAUUCCAGUUGGCCCCAAGGAUGGGCAUUAAUGUGUGACAUUCUAUUACGAUUGCCAUUGUCUAUAUUCUUAAAAAUCCAUUUCCUUUCCUUUGGUAUACCGGACUUGGAUAAAUAUGCGAACCAUCCCAUUCGGAAGCAUUAUUUAGUCAGAGAUUUACCACUUGACACACGAAACGCUUUACUACAUGCACGAAAGUAUAUAUUCAACGUACAUGAAACAGUGACAAGAUUGUGUUACAUCGGGUUGGUACAAUUCGGGCCCCAAAGACUGAAGGAGAAAGACCAAGUGUUCAUUUAUGUGAAUCGACGUACAGAAAUAAUGGAUACAACUUCAUCCGCGCCUAGUUAUCACAUGAUUGAGGAUAAACCCUAUCCUGUAAUCAAAUAUAACUUUGAUGGAAUGCAUGUGGUAGAGAAAUAUUGGUACGAUUUGUGGAAUACGUGUAUAAAUACAUCAUUAGGUGGUCGACUUGUUGUUCAAGGGAAAGAUAUAGUAUUGGAAGACGUGACUAAGAAAAGUGACAUGAUUCGAGCAGUGGUGGCUCGUACGCCAGAAGAAGCUGUGAGAUUGGACACUGGUCAUGUGCCUGGUGAUCGCAAAGGUGCUGCUGGAAUAGAUUCAGCAUUCUUCGCUCAUCUCAAACGCAAUUGGAAUUGGGGCAUUAGCAGCAGUACGCAUCAAACAAAGUCUCAGCAGACCGUACAACACGAAAGGGAUGUGUAUCUUUCCAAAAUAAAAGCAAAACCUAUCAAGUUCACAGAGUUUCCUGGUUUGAAGAGGGUAUCUGGCCCUCCUUCUGUGACUGCGGCAGAUCUUAGAAAGAAGGUACAGGUUAAACCUGACGAAGGCUUGAACCAAUUGAAAAAGUACGAAGCAUUACCUCAUUAUCGAAACCUGAAACAGAAGUCUAUCGUCAGAAGAGUAUUGCCACGUAAGACUAGUUAUAGAAGAAGAACAAAAUACGACGAAAUUGAUCAUCGAGCUUUGCAACGAAUGCACAAAUUGCGAGUAGAUUGGGACCCAUGCGAAGAUAAGAUUCUACUCGUUUGCAAGAUCGCUAUGGUGUACCUUUGCCCAAGUUUACGCAAACAAGUAAUAACAUUUUCCAUGGUGAGAGACGUGUUAAGAAUGUAUUCCCUCGUUUCGUAUAAUAAAACCUCUAGAGCUUGUCAACGACGACUUUUAUACAUGCUCAGACAACAACAGAACGACAAUGCCAUCGCUUUAGGAGUCGCAGAAAUGAAACAGAACUUUUACAUCAGGAAACGCUUCGAUGGGAUCAUCGAAAGGCUUAAAGAAGAAUACAAGAAUACUUAUGAGUUUGAGAAACAAGUUACGGAGACCUUCAAGUCACUUGUUGCUUACAUUGGGAAAAAGUAUUAUGAUAUUUCUGAUGUCGAAGCAAAGGAACCUCUUCCGGUGCCUAAGUCGGUGCAAGAAUUUAAUAUAUUUUAUAAGGUAGUGCAUCCCCCGAAGCAAUUUGGUAAUCAUGGAUUCACAAAAGAUGUUCGAAACGUUAAUGAUAUACAUUCUGCAGUUAUAAACUCUGUUAUUCAUAGCUCCAUGUGUUGUGGAAAAGACAGAAGGUCCUGGGCGUACCAGUUGUUCAAAGUGUAUCAACAAUAUCCGGAGACACUCCUACGAAAUGCCAUGACAAAGAUUCGAGCUGAUCAAAUGGUUACUGUGAAAAAGUCUUCGUUGCCUACGAUAAGAAAGUAUGGAAAUUAUAUGCCAAUGAGUAGUUCUCAAUAUCAGUUGAGCAGUAAUUAUAUAUAUAAAUUUCACACUACAUGGCCUUAUGAAUUGUUUACAGAAUCGUAUGAUGUUUAUUUAAAACUUGCUAAUUGGUACAGUCAAAAACAAUUAGAUAACCAGAAUGAUGCAUCGAACACUUCCAACGGUGUUGAAAUAUUGCCAGUUACAGGUGGUUUGAUUGUUACGAUACAUGAUUUUGUAGUACAGGAUCAAAUGGAUUUCGAUAUCGAAAUACCUGACCAAGUGAUAAUGCUGGAUCCAAGACUGAAAGAAAAAGAUGAAACUUAUUUCAGAAUCGCUCAAAGGUAUCAAGUUGUUUUAGCUAGUUUGGACAAUUUGAAAUUUUCAAAAGAGCCUCCUGUUUCUGAACUACAAAAAAGCGAACAAGAGAAAUGUUUUAAUUCUGACGUCGACGUUUGCAACAAUACGAAUGUUCUUAAUGUGGAUGAGAAAUUGGAUAAAGAUUGCUUUUCGAAUCUGGAUAUUGAGAAGAAUUUAUCUUCGCAUGAAUACGAUACUGAAGACAAGAAUUUCGAGGAUGCGAAAAGUUGUGUCGACUAUGACGAUGUACUAACCUUCGAUAGCGACGAAGAGAGUGGUCGCACUGUAGCAGACGACGAAGACAAUGUAAUCAGGUUUCAAGAUGGAACUAAAAUCGUAUUAAACAAAAAUGAUCUGGAACGUUCACAAUCCUACGACGAAAAUUCGCAGGAAGAAGGUAAAACUUCUUUAGUGGAUGAUAAUAAUCUUGAAGAGGCCAGUCAAGCACAAAUACAGAACGCUACAACUGCUGAGGAUAAACUUUUAAAAUCUGUGGACGUAACACAAAUUCAAAAUAAUGGUGAUGGUUCGUUGAAUAUGAAAAGCUCAGUUCUAGUUCAACCGUGUUUAGAAUUAAAUAUGGAUGCACAACAGAAAUUGAUUACCACUGGAAGUAAGAGAGGAAGAGAUGUGGAUAAUGAAGUGUUUUAUUCAGGUGAACCUGUACAGAAGAAAGCGAAACCAGAUAACGCAGUGGUUGAAUCGAAUGAACAUGAGCUGGAGAAAGCGAAACCAGAUAAUGAAAUGGUUGAAUUGAAUGAACAUGAGCUGGAAAAAGCGAAACCAGAUAAUGAAGUAGUUGAAUCGAAUGAACAUGAGCUGGAAAAAGCGAAACCAGAUAAUGAAGUGUCUAAUUUGGAUGUAAGUGAGCAGGAAAAAGCAAAACCAGAUAACGCAGUGGUUGAGUUGAAUAAACAUGACCUGGAAAAAGUAAAAACAGAUAAGGAAGUAAUUAAUUUGAAUAAAAAAGCAAAAUUAGAUAAUGAAGUGUUUGAAUUGGGUGAACCCGUGCAGAAAAAAGCAAAAUUGGAUAACGAAGAGUUUGAAUUGGAUGUACGUAAGCAGGAAAAAGUGAAACCAGAUAACGAAGUGGUUGAAUCGAAUGAACAUGACCAGGAAAAAGUGAAACCAGAUAAUGAAGUGUGUAAUUUAGAUGAACACGGCCAGGAAAAAACAGAAAUUGAUAAUGAAAUUGUGGAUGUCGAAAAGAAUUAUAAAACAGUACCAAGCAACCAUGCUACGUCAACUGAAUCAGUGGAUGAAAUACAAAAGGAAGAUUUAAGAAAGAAUUCUGCGAAGAAAACUGAAUCAUUGGAUGAAAUACAAAAGCAAGAGUUAAGAAAGAAUUCUGCGAAGGAAACUGAAGAAGAAGAAGAAACUGGUACAAAAGAAGGUGCCGAUGAUACAAAAAUCAGCAACAAAGCUAUUUUAAAUAAAGAAAGUGAAAGCAAUUUACUGUCGAAAAAAGAUAAUAAUCAAAAGUUUACACGUGUCAGUGAUAUUUUAAAGAAUAAAUCCUUCGAACCAAAUUAUUUGUAUCAGUAUUGCAAGGUUGAUGACUCAACAGACGAAAAAAAACGUUUUACUCGAAUAGCUCUGUUAAGAAUGAGAGAGGAAUUGAGUGAACUUACAACAGCUGACAGCCAUCAUGCACACGAUUAUUUCGUUGUAAAUAUGUUCAAAAUUUUGUAUUCCUUGCAUGAGUCAGAUUCACAAAAUUCCAGUGGAAAUGAAAUUUUCAGACAUUUUUUGUUACCUUCGGAAUUGAUACCUUUAAGAUUGUGCGUGGCAAAUAAUGUAAUUCAAGAGAUAAAUAAAUUUGCCGCUUUUCCGAAAGACAGCAUCUCGUAUACCGAUUUUAAGAAAAGUUUACUCAAAGACUCUUCGUUGGAUUUGAAUAAUAUGGAUGCAGUGUAUAAAUUUAUACGGGAUAAAAAAGAACUUGGUGCCAGUAUUCAGGAGUUGAUGAAUGAAUUUGAGAGUACCAUGGGCGAAGAUUUGCAGUACAUCGUAUCACUCUUUAUUGAACACCGUUUGUUCUUGCGGGCUGGUGUAACAACUGUUCGUUAUAUACACCAUCGUCAUGCUGAUGCUUGGUUAAUAGAUUCAUAUAAAAUUUGUCGUCUCAAGAAGGAAUCACUUACACCGAUGCCCAGGGGAACAGUGUAUGUGACAGAACCUGAAGUAAUAAUAACUGAAGGCAAUGACUUAAACUUUUCCAAAGAAUCUAACGAUGCCAGUGUUAUAUCAAACAACGAAGAGAAGAAUCCUUCGUCACCAAGGAUUGAUGAUGAAGAACCAAUUAUAUCGGACACACAGUCAGAAGUAAAAACUCACAAAAUUGAAGAUUGUGAUAAGGAUUCAUCUAGUCACAGCGAUGAAGAGUGCAUUACGCUCACAAAAAAGAGAAUGCAACGAAAGAGGACUCGUUUACUACCCCAGAGAGAUAUAUCUAGGGCUGCGAAGCAAUUAGAUCUUGCUACGAAACAAGAAAUAAGGGUUGUAAUAAAACCGUGGAUACGAAUAGAUGGAGCCUUAAAUCGUAGAGUACUUGAUCGCAUGUUAGGAGCAAUAUUAACAUACUGUAUGAACCAUCCAGGUAUAGCAUUAACUAAAGUACAGAAUAGAUUUGUUCCUGCUCUUCAGCCGUAUCAUACAAGAGAAUUGGUUGAGAUGCUGGAAAAGUUAAAAUGCCUGAAGAAGAUAAUAAUAAAGAAACCACGUGUAACUUUAUUUUCAAAACCAUCACCAGUUGAUCCAAAGAUAACAAAUACCAAUUGGGUUGUCGAAGAAGAUAUUUACCUCGAACCUGCAAAUGGAGCAAUGUUAAAAUUUGGAAUAUUUUUGAGCACUAAGCUGUAUAAAUCAGAUUACAUUACCUAAUUGUCAUACACGAGACAAUCGAAUUGUAAAUAGUUCAAGUUUAUUUUGUCGACAUAAAUAUUUCAUAACAAUGUUCUUAAAAAAUAGAAAACUUUUAUUUAAAAAAAGUAACAAAUAACAAGUUUUCAGCACUGGAACAAUAUAAACAUACCUUAAAAAACACCCAAAUAUUUAUACAAUAUUAACAAUUUUCGUAAAUUCUUGUAA